This is a messenger RNA of Coccidioides posadasii C735 delta SOWgp, 783 nucleotides long. Its product is annotated as 10 kDa heat shock protein. Gene Ontology annotation, molecular function: metal ion binding; ATP binding; protein-folding chaperone binding. Lineage: Eukaryota; Fungi; Ascomycota; Eurotiomycetes; Onygenales; Onygenaceae. Gene Ontology annotation, cellular component: mitochondrial matrix. The record is from RefSeq and is a predicted model, not a curated record.
GAUUUCACGAAUUCCCUUUCAAUUGAUCUCACCACAGCAAUCUACCCUUGUCAGACAACCUGUUUGCCGUUUCUCUGUCAAUCUUCGAAUAUUACAAUGGCUCUUCGCAACAUCAAGAACCUUAUGCCUCUCUUGGACCGUGUCCUUGUCCAGAGGAUAAAGGCUGAGACUAAGACCGCUUCCGGCAUCUUCCUUCCCGAGAGCUCCGUCAAGGAACUCAACGAAGCCCGUGUUUUGGCCGUCGGUCCCGGUGCCAUUGACAAGCAGGGAAAUAGAAUUACUAUGAGCGUUGCUGCUGGCGACAAAGUUUUGAUUCCCCAGUACGGUGGAAGCCCCGUGAAGGUCGGCGACGAAGAGUUCACAUUGUUCCGCGACCAUGAACUUUUGGCCAAGAUCAAAGAGUAAGCGUGUCCCGAGCUUUGAGCUCUACGUAACCCAUGGCCUCCCAGGCCAAAUUCCCGUUGGUUCCUCGUGUUAUCUAGCGAUUUCAACCUGUACAUUAUGUAAUAAUAUUUUGAGCGGGGAAAACAAACGAUCAAAGAGUGAAGAUAUGGAAUGAGAUUCAGUCAUAGAGCUCAGAUGUGGAAAUGUGGAUGAGAUCAAACAGCAUUUAGGAGUACUGGAGGUUCAUUCUGGGAAUUGUCAAGUCAGGCGUUUCUCGCAGGAGGUUCGAUGCCGAAUUGAGAUCCCGUUUCAAUCAGCCUUUUUCGAAUCUCUUUCGUCAGAUACAAAAAGAUAUUUGGUGUUUGGAAAAGCAAUCUUAAGCACAUCUCUCCUCUUUUA